CGAGCGCGCCGUUGCUUGGUUCGGACUUCACGCUAUCCUUCUGCCAUCUUUCAACAACCAAUAUAAGGCGCAAUAGCCCACAAGCGACAAUUCUUUUUAUUUCCUCCCCAAGUUUUCGAUCCUCCGUUCUCAAUCCAAUCUGCCAUUUUUCAGUUCACCCAGAGCUUUAACUUUGUCUGUCUCUCCCCCUGCUCGGAUUUACAAUUCACGCAACUACCCCCCCUCCGGGUAUCCAAUCAGCAAUCGUCAUGGCUGAAGUGCUUUGUGCAUCAGCUCAAGUCAACAUUUUGAAUUUCCGCUUCGCUCAUCGCCUUUUCUCUUUCUGUGCACUUGCAAAAGGUGGCAACGACUCCUUAAAAUCUCCGUAUGAAGAAGCAUUGGAUGCAUUGUCGUCUUUAAUCACUAGACGCACUCGUGCUGAUAAUAGUAACAUGGGGGAUCGGUUCAACGUGCUAUUCGAGUACUUGAAGAUGCUGGAUUUGGAGGAGCCAAUUUCAAAGAUGAAGAUCAUACACGUGGCUGGUACCAAAGGGAAGGGAUCUACAUGCACAUUCACGGAAUCUAUAUUACGUAACUGCGGUUUUCACACUGGGCUCUUUACAUCUCCUCACCUCAUAGAUGUUCGUGAAAGAUUUCGUUUAGAUGGUGUGGAAAUAUGUGAAGAGAAAUUUUUAGCAUAUUUCUGGUGGUGUUAUGAUAGACUGAAGGAAAAAACUGAUGAAAAUGUUCCAAUGCCUACCUAUUUUCGCUUCCUUGCUUUGCUUGCCUUCAAGAUAUUUGCAGCAGAGCAGGUAGAUGUUGCUAUAAUGGAGGUUGGAUUAGGUGGUAAAUAUGAUGCAACAAAUGUGGUUCAAAAACCUAUUGUGUGUGGCAUAACCUCCCUUGGGUAUGACCACAUGGAGAUUCUUGGGAAUACUCUUGGAGAAAUUGCUGGUGAGAAGGCUGGUAUCUUCAAGCACCGGGUUCCAGCUUUUACUGUGCCUCAGCCUGAUGAAGCCAUGCAUGUACUUGAAGAGAAGGCAUCACAACUUGAUGUACCUCUUCAAGUAGCACUGCCAUUAGAUGCCAAGUUGUUAAAUGGUUUAAGACUUGGGCUUGAAGGUGAGCAUCAAUAUCUAAAUGCAGGUCUUGCCAUUUUACUAUGCUCUACAUGGCUGAAGAGGACUGGGCAUCUUGAAGAUAGCUACUUGGAACGGACUCACUCAUUGCCAGAGCAGUUUGUAAAGGGAUUGACAACUGCAAGUUUACAAGGAAGGGCUCAAAUUGUUCCUGAUCAACACAUCAACAUUGAAAGCCAAAAUGAACUUGUCUUCUUUUUAGAUGGGGCGCAUAGUCCUGAAAGCUUAGAAGCAUGUGCAAGGUGGUUUUCACUUGCUGUUAAAGAAGAUAACCUGGGCCAGACCUCUCUUCAUCAGAAGUCUGAUAAUUCUAAAUUUUCUAAUGAAUUAGUUAGUUUGCAUCAUGGUCAAAGAGCCAAGAGACAAUCCACACAGAUAUUAUUGUUCAAUUGCUUGUCAGUGAGAGAUCCUCAGUUGCUCCUUCCUCGCCUGAUGCAAACAUGUGCUGAUAAUGGUGUGUACUUCAAGAAGGCGCUUUUCAUACCAAGUUUAUCAGUCUACUACAAAGUUGGCUCCCAUUCUUUAUCACCAGCUGAAUCUAAUGUUGACCUGUCGGGGCAGUUUACUCUUCAGAAAGUGUGGGAAAAUCUCAUGCAAGGAAACAAAGGAAGUGAUGACAAGAGUGCAUAUGCUGUUUCUGAUGAAUUAAAAGAGGGUAUGGAAAUGAGUACCAGUAAUUGUGAACAUAGUGCAGUGUUUCCCUCAUUGCCGUUGGCUAUCAAAUGGCUCCGGGACAGAGUGCAGCAAAAUCAGUCUGUUCGUUUUCAGGUUCUGGUAACCGGUUCUUUACACCUUGUUGGUGAUGUCUUGAAAUUGGUCAAGAAGUGAUCUGUUGGACCGAGUAAUUCAUAGUUUCUUCAAGAUAAGGCCCCCAUCGAGCUGUGCUAGUGUACAUUCAGCACUCUUGGUUCUGGUAACUUUUAAGGGUGGACCUGAGGCGCCUCCUGUAUCAUCAUCAGGCUGGUGACUUUGUUAGAUGACCUUUCUCUAAUUUCUUGUGGGUGUAGUUGAAAAGGAAUUGUUGAUUCAGAUGCAUGAUCAUAAAUAAUUCAGUGGAGUAGGUUCUUCAACACAGCUCGAUGGAUGUCCUCGUUUUUUUUUUUUUUUUGAAGUGGCAUCUUUUGCGGCGUAAGAAGUGCUGGUGUUUGCUCAUGAAGUCGAUGCAAAAUUGGCUGGCAAAUUCUUUAUGAAUAUUCAUGGAACCUUUCAAUGAAUGUUAUCUCAGGUUUUCAUCUGUUCGAUCU
Messenger RNA from Prosopis cineraria, 2362 nucleotides. Its product is annotated as folylpolyglutamate synthase. The transcript is spliced from 16 exons. Gene Ontology annotation, cellular component: cytoplasm; cytosol; mitochondrion. NCBI's taxonomy places the organism in Eukaryota, Viridiplantae, Streptophyta, Magnoliopsida, Fabales, Fabaceae. Gene Ontology annotation, biological process: tetrahydrofolylpolyglutamate biosynthetic process. The coding region runs from base 249 to 1946 and encodes 565 amino acids. The record is from RefSeq and is a predicted model, not a curated record. Gene Ontology annotation, molecular function: ATP binding; tetrahydrofolylpolyglutamate synthase activity.